CGGAGGCGAUCUUGGCCCUGUGCUGCUUGAAUGCAACGCUGGUCGUAGUGUGGCGGCAGGUGGAUAGGCAGGGACGCCAGCAUUGCCCCUGCUUUUGCACUGACUGGUUGAGCUCGAGGGCUGCCAGCCGUGAUUGCUGAGCCUUCAGGAAGCUAGAUCCCCUCUGCAUCGAUUGCUAGUGGACCAAUGCUGUGGUGAUUGUGCCCUCCUGCUGCUGCGCACCCCUGCUGGCUGCCCUCCCCCGCCUCCCCGCCAAUGGUGCCGUAUCUGAUGAGCGUCACGGCACUGCUGGAUGCGCAGCUGCAGCGCAUGCAGGCCUCAGUGCCGGCCCUGGACUGGGCGCUGCUGGGUGCAUACGCAGGCCCGCUAGGCCGGGUGGCGCAGGGCUGGGAUUGGCGCCUGCUGGCCGUCACACUGUGCUGCGGGUACCUGCUGUGGGAGCAGGCCCGCUACCUGCUGCGUGCGCGCUCCCUGCCGGGCCCCGCAUGGGUCCCCCCGCUGCUGGGCAAUGUGGUGGCCGUUGUGCGUGACCCGGCCGCCUUCUGGAAGAAGCAGGCUGCUUUUGGACCUCUGUCCUGGAACGCCCUUGUUGGCAAGUACAUUGUGUACGUUGCCGACGCGGAGGUGCAGCACAAGAUCUUUAGCAAUGUGCACGCGCAGGGCUUUGAGCUGAUUGGCCACCCGUUUGGCAAGAAGAUCUUUGGCGAGAACAACAUGAUCAUGAUGCGCGGCGAGCAGCACAAGGACCUGCGCCGCCGCCUGCUCCCCCUCUUCUCCGUCAAGGCGCUGGGGGUCUACGUCGAGAUCCAGGAGGCCACAAUCCGGGCGCACGUGUCACGCUGGCUGGCGGCGGAGAAGGCGGUGGAGAUGCGGCCGCUGGUGCGCGCGCUGAACCUGGAGACGAGCCAGACCGUGUUUGUGGGGCCGUACCUCACCCCCGCCAUGCGCGCCACCUUCACGCACGACUACGCCGCCUUCAACGCCGGCCUCAUGGCGUUCCCACUAGACCUCCCCGGCACCACCUUCAACAAGGGCGCGCGUGCUGUUACCAGGAUUGCGCAGACGCUGGCUGUGUGCGCCGCUGCCAGCAAGGCGCGCACGGUGGAGGGGACAGAGCCGGCGUGCUUGAUGGACUACUGGACAGCGUCGCUGCGCGAGGAGCUGCACGCGGCCGCAGAGCAGGGGCGGCCCACCCCCGAGCACUGCUCCGACCUGGAGAUUGGGCAGCAUGUCUUCGACUUCCUCUUUGCAGCGCAGGACGCCUCGUCGUCGUCGCUGCUGUGGGUGAUGGCGCUCCUGGAGGCCCACCCGGCCGUGCUGGCCCGUGUGCGUGACGAGCAGCGUGCCCUGCGCCCCGACAGGGACGCCCCCCUGAGCGCGGACCUGCUGGCGCGCAUGCGCUACACAAAGCAGGUGGCGCUCGAGGUGCUGCGCCUGCGCCCGCCCGCGCCCAUGGUCCCGCACAUCGCGGCCGUCGACUACCCGCUCACGCCCGACUACACCGUGCCCAAGGGCACCAUCGUCUUCCCCUCCGUCUUCGACGCCUCCUUCCAGGGCUUCACGGAGCCGCACCGCUUCGACCCGGACCGCUUCUCGGAGGAGCGCCGCGAGGACGUCCGCUUCAAGCGCAACUGGCUGCUCUUCGGCGCGGGGCCGCACCAGUGCCUGGGCCAGCGCUACGCCAUCAACCACAUCAUGGUGUUCAUUGCGCUCAUCAGCUCGCACGUGAACUGGGAGCGUGUGCGCACGCCCGGGUGCGACGAGUUUGCGUACCAGCCGACCAUCUACCCCAAGGACGGCGUGCACGUCACGCUCAGCAGCAGGCCCGCCAUCUAGGGCGCACCGCUGCGCCACAGCGCGAGGCUCGCCAGGGCAAGGCCGGUCAUGGGGGGCUUCCUGGGGCGCAUUGCAGGGGGAACGCUAGGCUGUCAACACCGAAAGAUAAGCAACUGUCAAUCAAGAGGGCCCAAUAUUGUCGAGAUGAUGUUGAAAGUGUUUCUUGCGUUAAAAUAAGCAGGGGGCAGUCAAUUGUGCCGCCCCCUCUUCAGGCUGAUUCGCCUGAGAUUUAGCUAGUGCAUACGAUUUACCUAAGUUACCUAGUUUGAGUUGAGCAAAUCAUUGUCUACUUUAGGACUGACGCCACGUUUCUAGACAAAUAAGUAGCAGCAACAUUCUUUUGGAUCCAUAGAUCGUUCCUAGCUGGUCUGUUGGGUCCGCGACAUUGUCGUCAACGAACGAGUGUGAAUAACCAGUGGAUAAGUUAUGCAUUGCACACUGAGCAUGUCAGAAAGAUGGUUAACCUUUCAGAUUCAUCGGCCACACCAUUCCCUUCAAAUCAAUGAUUGUUGGCUGGGCAGUCCGAGGAGUCAAUCAUCAGGCCCGACUCAGAACUUGCCAGUC
This is a messenger RNA of Klebsormidium nitens, 2400 nucleotides long. The record is from the annotation of a GenBank genome assembly. Lineage: Eukaryota; Viridiplantae; Streptophyta; Klebsormidiophyceae; Klebsormidiales; Klebsormidiaceae.